GCAUUGGCAUUUUUGCUGUCGGCGUGGCGGGAACGCCGCAUGAAAAUGGCUAUAGCAGAUUCAUACGGUACAAUUCAAUCAGUUUUUCUGCAUUUCAAUUGUUUCUCUCGAUACUAUUGAAAAAGAUUAAGUGGAAGAGAGGCGCCAAUCUACUUUAUCAUUUUGGAGGAGAAUGAAGUUCAAGGAGUUUGUGACAACUAAAUUCUUUAGAAGAAAGAAGAAGAACAUUACUAAAACAUCUCUCUAUCAUACUCCUCCUAGUCCUAAUUUUCACCUAGAUCUACCCCCUUCUGAAGCAGCUUCGUCCGUUUUGUUUCGGAAUGAAUCACCGAUUUAUUCAUCUCCUAAAAUUUCUGCUGUUGGUACCUUUCAAAGGAGGAGUGCUAAAAGGAAUACGAUAGCCGCUUCUCCUUUCUAUUCAACGCCCUACGAUUCAAUUCCACCUAGACCUGUUUCCGAGUUCUAUAGCUCUGUUAGGAAACCUGAAAGGCCAAGGAGUCGUAUCAAAACCAAUCCGUGGAUAGUACCUCCCACCGAAGAAUAUGAAAAUCCUGUUAAAAAUAUUGUUAAAAACCCUGUUCGUAGGCCUACUUGCGGCAUUUUCGCUCCAAAAUCUCCGAAGACGUUAAAGACAUCGGGCUGUUCGGCUUUCGAUAAGAUAUCACCCGAUUCGGCCGUCGACCUAUUCUUUCCGUACGAGAACUUGCCAGCCGACGAUGACGCCGAUAAAGAAGUUGGCUACUUCUCUAGGCAAGAAAUUGAAAAGUACCCUCACUGCAUGACCUACGAACCGGAAGUAAGCUUUGAGUACGAAGACGCGUUUGAAGAAAGCUUAGAAAGCGAAGAAAUAAGAAAAUUGAGAAAGAAAUUUCGAGAUGAGGUGUUUCUGUCCUACGAAAGCUCUGAUCAUUUGUUCGAAUCUAGUGAUGAGGGCGAUAUGACGCUAAGUGAUUGCGACAGUGAGACUGAUAAGACUGAUAGUGAAAGUGAAGUUCUUGUUGAAAACGAUGAUAAUUUAUCUUGCGAAGUAGAAGAAACCGAUAUUGACGAUGACGACGAUAUCAGUGCAAAGAAUCGUAACCGUAAUAGCGACGAUGAUGACGAAGAGGAAGGUGAACAGGAAGGGGAAGAGGAAGAGGAUAAAGAUUGUAAAUUAUCAUCAGCCGAUGGCGAUUCUUUAGACUCAGCGAUUGAAAUCGUCGAUGACACAAGAAUAGAUAGGGAAAAGAUACUAGCUCAAAAAUGCGUCACCGAAUUUCGAAAAAGACAACUGCUGCAAACGCUAGAAGAUCUGAAGAAGAAGUUGGAAGAUCAAAGUGAAAAAUUACAAUCGUCUACUUGUAGCGGCCUAAUUAGUUUACGGAAUCGGCAACUUACAAGACACUGCAUUGCAGUUUGUAUCGACGCCCGAGAAUGUCCGUUCUAAACGCUCGAUGUUUACUCAACGAUUUUCGAACGUUUCUUUCUUCUUUUUUUUUCUCUCUCUCUCCCUCUCUCUCUCUCCCACCCUCCCUCUCUGCCAUUUUUUCUUCUCUCUAUCUUUAUGCCUUUGUUUUUUUCGAUCCUUGUCGUUUUUUCCUGCAUUAUUCCCCAACAUUCAAACAUGCAGAAAAAGAAAAGAAAAUAAUGACGAUUGUACACAUUCAAUGUAGGCCUGAAUGGAACUUAUUAAUUAUGAAGCAUGAGGUCAUUAAAAGAAAUAUUAAUCUAGUCGUCUCUUGGUCGUCGUCAUCGAUGCCCACCGUCAUCGUCGUCGUCGUCAUUUUUCGUCGCCCUUAUUGACUGUUCUAUUCAUUUUAUUUUAUAUGUAUAACAGUACAUUGUUCGUUUCUCUCUGUCUCUCUGUUUUGGCGUCGAAACGUUUAAUUUUACAAGAAAUUAUAAAAAAUAUGGAAAAUUAUUUAUUAAAAAAAUAAAGACGGAAAAUAAGAAAGAAUAAAGAGAUUAAACAGCAUAUCAUAUGUAAUACAUUAAUUAGCUGAUUUCUUUCUAAGUGGCCAAUUAGCAUUAGAUUUCUGUGUAUUAUUAUUAUAACUUCGUAUCUCUUAUAACGUCCCCCGAUUCAACGACUGCCGGAUUAUCGUGAGGAUUUAUUAUACGAUCGACGCGCCAUCUGUAGGAGUACGUCAAUCCUACAAGGACGAGAAUGGAGAAAGCAGCUGCGGCACUUAUUAAGCCUACUAUCGUGUUUGACCUGUAUUUUGAUAAAAAGGUAAACUUAAAACAAAUUGAAAGAAAGAUAGAUGAAAAGGGAGAAAGGAAAGAAGACAUAAGAAAAACAGAUAGAAGGAAAGAGGAAAGAGGAAAAAGGAAAGAUUAGAGAAAAUAAAUAUAAAAAAUAGGUUGAUAGUUAGACCAAAAAAAAAACCAGAUAGACAAGGAAGAAGAGAGAGGAAGAAAAAUGAGAAACAGAAGGUAGAAAUAUACAUAAAAAAAGGCUAUGAUAAGUGAAAUAGACAGAAAAGGAAAGACAGAGAGAGAGAGAGAGGGUGGAGGUUAUUUGUUUUUUAAAAAAGGCUAUAGGCUGAAAAAUAGAAUAUUUUUGAUUUUUUUUACUUGUAAAGUUGCCAGAGGUCGAUAGUUUUCAAAGUUACUUUCCAAAUUUCAGUGUUACUUUUCAUAAUACAUUCGUACUUUCCUUGUUUCUCAUCUGAGAAACGAGCGAUUAAUAAACCAGUCUGGUUUACGUAGACACCCUUCCGGGUGAAAUCGUUCGUAACGUUAACCCAAUCUCUAUCUGGUAGAAUCCAUUUCCUGCCCUCCUCAUCGCAUUUCAGGAAGAUUUCAGCUCCGUAAGUUUCCUGAAUUUCGUACGACUGACAAAAGACGAAUAAGGGUGGGAUGAUUAGUAGAGAAAUCGUUAAAAUUUUACGCAUGUUUGCUUUCUUCCGGUCCGGAUCGAUUUUAAAAAGUGUCUGUUGUGUAUGCGUAAAAUGGUAAAAAAAGGCGGAUUUUUGUAGGCCAUUGAAUUAAUCUGGUGAUAGUUUUGGCAGUUUAUUAUCUCAGCAAUAUUUCCCUAUCUGUAGUACUUAAAAAGAGGGGGAAAACUAACCGAAUAGGACUAUAGAACUUUUUAAAAAGAAUAAUAGAACGUUUUGAAAAAAAAUUAUAGAACGUUUUCAAAAAGCUUUCUAGAUCACUACGUAGCUUUAUGUUAAUCUAUUCUUCUAAAUGUACGAAUAAAGUGGAGGGAAGAAGAGAAAUAGAAUGGAAAUAUAAGGAAAAUCGUUCAAUAAAAGUAUAAAAAGAACAGAAAAUAGGGAAUAAAGGAGAAAGGCGAGAAAGAGAGAAAAACGAAAGAACGAUAGAUAAAAUAGAAUGAUAGAACAACCAAUAUAUCUUAUAUAUGUUAGUUUGUAAGAAAUAAUUACGUAUAUUUCCUAACGAUUUCGUAAUGCAAGUGGUAUACAUUAUUAACGGAGAUAGAAUUGAAAUGGCCGGAAGUGUUCCAGCCGCCGGCAAACACAAGGAAAAAUUGGCGUUUGAAAAGAGAACUUUUUCUUCUCUUUAUAUCCUUAUAUAGUCCCCUUUCCAUGAUAUAGGCCUACAGUCAUAAUGAAAUAAAAGAGGACACCAUGUAGAAAAAAAGAAAGAAAAAAAGAGAGGCCGGAGAUUGGACUAGGGAAAAGAAGAGAGGGAAAAAAUUAGAGGAUGAGAAAGGAAAAAGAAGAGAGGAAGAGAGAGAGAGAGAGAGAGAGGCGAUAAAGAGAAGAGACAUAGGAAUGUGUAAAUUGUUGGCAAAAGCGUUAAUUACACAUUUAAAGGAAGGAAGAGUACAAAAGAGAGCAAGAAAUAAGAAAGAGAGAGAAAGAAAGAGAAAAAGGAUAUGUGAUAGACAGAAGAAUGAAAAAGUAAGGAAG
This is a messenger RNA of Dimorphilus gyrociliatus, 3860 nucleotides long. The record is from the annotation of a GenBank genome assembly. Lineage: Eukaryota; Metazoa; Annelida; Polychaeta; Dinophilidae.